AUGAGGAAUGCUGAAAGUUAUGUUGAUGAACAAGUUGUACUUAUUGAUACUAAUAAUACUAUUAAUGAUGUUUGGUUAUUAACUACAACUGGUCAAAAUUUGGAAACUACGCUUCUGAGAAUAUUUAUCAAAUAUCCUGAUGAUUCUUGGUGCUGUUGUUAA
This is a messenger RNA of Diversispora eburnea, 162 nucleotides long. The record is from the annotation of a GenBank genome assembly. NCBI's taxonomy places the organism in Eukaryota, Fungi, Glomeromycota, Glomeromycetes, Diversisporales, Diversisporaceae.